CUGUCAUUAAGGUGUUGUCAAAGGGAGCCCUGGAUGUGUGGGUUGGUCCCGAGGUUUGUGGUUUUAGCUUUUCAAAGGCGCGGAGCUAUUAUGGGCUAUGGGAUCAAGUUCUGGAAAAGUCGUCUUCAUUAUCUUGAAAAAUGGCUUUGUAACAGGAGGCACCAAGGAGCUUAAGUACACAUAACUCGCACACGGGAGAGAAAAUGACGAAAGUUCCUCAGGGGUUUGAUUUCAGUUUCCUAAACGAGGAAGAAGCCAGGAAGAUCCUCCAGGUACUGGAAAGAAAUGAGGAACUCCGGAGGGCAGAGAAGGACAGGAUCAGCAAACUUCAAAAGACAAAGAGGGAUAUCAGAUGGCUUCAAGGAGCAACUGGUGAAUGGUUUGAAGAAAUUCAAAGAAAGAAGUUUUGCAAUGAAACAGAUGUUAACCAGAUGUUAAAACCACCACUUACAUAUAGGCUACAGAAGGGGAUGGCAAAAAAUGAUCCGAUGGAAUUACAAACAUCAAGAUCUAAAAGCCUAAUAAACCAAAAACCAUCUGUUUCUCCCCGAAUGAGCUUUCGGUCAUCCUUUGCUUCACUGUUCUCAUUCAGAAGAUCUGGGAAGGAGACGCUUAAACUUCAAUCUCAGAGACCAAACGGGUGCGAUGAACGUAUAAGACCUUCAGCAUCUGUGAGGGGGACAUCUGCGGCAAAAUUAUACAAUUCGCCCGUUGGGAACCAACCAGUGGCCAGUGUGUUUGUUCCUAAGCCGGCAGUCAUGAGGGAAGAGAGCGGUAUGCCUCCGCCCUGGGACACUUCCGAGCUGGAGAGUGAGUUUUUCCAAGUUUUAGAUGAUUUGGACAACAAGCUGGCUCAGGAACAAUCUGCAGGAUUGAUGAAUACCAGAGUGCCAUUCAACUAUGGAUCAAGGACACAGUUCAAGCUGUCUCACAGGAACAGGCAUGGUCAUAGCACAGGAAGGCAUCAAAACUACCAUAGUGAAACUUCUAACAUGUCUAUCUAUGACAUCCUGAGGCCUGGAACCCCUAGAGAAGGCUUUAAAACCUUUUCUCCUAGGACAAAGACAAUUUAUGAUAUGUAUAGGACCAGGGAGCCCAGAGUCAUCAAGGAAGACUUCAUGCAAAAGAAUGCAUUUGGUAGUGCAUCUCUGUGCUUCGACAGCCGGCAAAGAUCAGCCUCACCUGCCGCAGGGCGUUUUACGGCCAGGAGUUUACACUUUCCAGCUGAUACUCAAAACAAGAGUAGUUUUACGCCAGUGAGACACCAGCAAAGCCCCAAAAGGACUCCUUUAUCAUCCAUCAUAUGGAAUAGGUCAGAUGCUUCUAGACAUAGGCAGAAUCAGGAAGAGUCACUGGGGAUGCCAGCACCAAUGGACAUUGACCCUGCUGAGCAAUAUGUGUCUCCUAGGUGUUUUCAGGAAAGUAGGAGGUAUGAGGUGCGCCAUUCACAGAACACUUACCAAAGCUACCCUUUCAAUGUCCCUGUGGAUAAUGCAAUGAGUCCUGACACAUUGGAGAACUCAGAGAAUAUGCCAUUCUACCGUCAACAUAGCCCAUUUGCACAGUCCUUCUUUAGCAGUACCUUCAGAGAACAGAGAUUUGGACAGAAUUCUUUUUGGAGCCGGCAAGAAGAGCAUUCUUCCUGGUCUGACUUUCCCCAGAGCAGGAAGCUGUUCCCUUCUUCUGACAAGGACUUUGAAAUGAUUUCUGUUGAAGCAAGCAGGACAUCAUCUGUCUGCAGUCAUGGUGUCCCUUCUCAGCACUGGAGGCCACAUUCUCCCGGCCAUGGAACAUACGUUUUCAGAGGUCAAGAAGACUCCCAUUGCUGGCGACCUGAUUUUCAAACAGCCCCACUGGGGAGCAGGGACACCUCACAUGUUAGUGAGAACCAGUUUCCAUCCCAUUUCGUCACACCAGAUGGGCUUCCUAUGACUGACUCAAGCUGCCACAUCCAAUCUUCUGGGCUGGACUCUCAGCAGGGCCACUUCCCUAUAGAAGAAGCUGUAGCUGAAGACCCUUAUUUGUUGGGCAAGGCUCAGACUCUAGUGUCUUCAUUCAGAACUCCCUUCCCCCUAAGUCCUGAUGACAGAGGGGAGUCUCAGAGUUUCAUCUUCCAGAAUCCCACAGCGACUUUGCAGAAUAUAACCCCUAAUAAGCCAGACUCUCUUCCAAUAAGAAACUGUACAGAAGUUCCUAUGGCUCAUGGCCAUUCUAAUGAAUCGCUGUCUCUUACUGAAACCCAGCCCAACAUCCCAGUCACAGAAACGAACAGUGAGAAAGAUAUGGAUACGUCUAUUUCAAAGGAUGAACAGCUAAACAAGAUGGACCAGAAGAAUAGGCCAAUUGGGUUACCCCAAUAUGUUUCACAGACUGUGAUCUCUAAUGAUUUACCUGAUUUUCAAAAUGCCAACUCCCAGGACUCAACCCCAAAUGACAGGUAUGGUUUUAAUGCACCUGCCACAGAACAUUCCAGAAGGUCACCCAGGGUCUUUUCCAGGAAAGGUACUUCCCAAAUUCAUACAGCACACAGAAAUCAAAGCAAUGAACCAAGCAAAAAUAAGUGUUCUGGGGGGGAUGGGAGACUUGACUCAGCGGCUUCCCUGCCUUUCAUCCAAGAAAGUGGGACAUCGGCCUCUCUUCCCAACCCAAAUCAAGGCUGUCACCAGAAAACAGGAAGUAAUGAGGACAAUUCAAGCACCAUUAAAGAUAGUCAUUGGUGCUUUGAACCCACUGCUAACCAAAAUCCACAGCCUCCCAGGGAGCCUGCUAUUUUAGAUCUUGAGCGACAGCAAAGUCCUUCCACUCAUUCUACCAAUGUCAGCAAGCAGGCCACAGGGCACAGCGUCUCACAAGAUCCUUUACGUGUGUCAUCAGAUGCACCCCAAGAUUCUUUCCUUGGUGCUCUUCUGAUACCUUCCACCACAGUGGUCUCCAGAAGCCUUCCAGGCCAAGAUCCAGGUCAAGAACAAAAAGAAGAAAAAGACAAGGCUACAACCAAGAGCCAAAAUGAUCAACUGGCUGUAAAUUCUACAGACAACCAAGAGAGUCAUGAUGGUCCGGCACUUCCACAUGAUGCUGUUCACUGCCAUCCAUACUCUCCCUUCAAGAAUGGGAGGGGGAAGGGGCGAGUAAGGCGCCGUGUAUCCUGUAUUGAGAAGCUAACCAAAACAGAGAGUAGAGCGGCACCCACAAGAGAAGGCAGUAGCUGUGCUGAGGACCAAAGCAACAGCAAAGUUCCUGCACUCAACACAGUCUACUGUACCUUGCCGAGAAGACCAGCCAGCUUUCUCAUACACAGCAGACAGCAGGAAAGUAAGGUGAUAGCUGCUUCCGUUAGAAAUGGGCCACUUCCGUUCCAAAUAAAAAAUAAAGCAGAAGUUCCAGGUGGAAAGAGCACAUCUGACAAGCCCAGUUCUCCUGAAUCAGUGGGUGAUGCUGCAAAUUCAGUCAUGGGGACACCCAAAGCCACUAAGAAGAUGACGGAUCUGAAAGCCAUUAGAUCGGCCUCAGUUAGGAAAGGACCCCUCCCUUUCCUCAUCAAGAGGGCAGUAUCAUGUCCUUCGGGGGAGCCGUGUACCUUGGCUGAAAGCCGAGAAAGAGAGAAGGCAUCAUCAGUCCUAGACAUGGAUGCUUCUCCUGUAAUAGCCAAGCCUGGGGGGAGAAUCUUUAGGUCUCUGGAAGGUGAAUCAUCAUUUAGAGAGAGUACUUUCUCUGAAAAGGAACUUGCUCAUGAACACACUGGAAAAAAUAGUGAGCUUCCGGCUCCCAGAAUGAGCUCAUUUACCCUUUCACACAAAACUCCUGAACCUUCGGGUGCAACUGGACCAGGAAAAGAGAGCGGGAAAGCAUUACAUAAGUUUAAGACAACUAGCAUGUUUUCUGUUUCUGGCGAUGAAGAGAAUGUGAAGUGUCUUGAGGUGGUUUCGAUAUAUUAUACUCUACCAAGGAAACCCAGCAAAAAAUUCUGCAGCCUCCUUCAGCAGUACGCACAAGGUACCGAGUCACUCAGAGAUGCUUUUCAGGGAGAGACCGAAGCACCUCCUAAUACUUUAGCAAUCGAUGAGCCGAAUUGUCCUGCACAAAUGCAGUCAGGAACACCUCCACCGCAAGACCUAAAGAUGCAGGUUGACUCCGCUCCAUGCUCUCUCUCCUACAGCCCUGAAAGUAAAGCUGUCUCCCAAUUGCCAGAUAGAGAGACCUCCAAAUCUGCAUUAGAGGAAAUGGCUUCUGUGGGGCCAGAUGUUUCUCUUCCUAGAGAAGAACCUAAGAUGGAAGAGAGUUCCCCAAGGAAUGCAUCUAAAACAGUUAUAGAUGAUUCACUAAGCAGGGAAAAGAGAGAGAAAGAACUGCUAAGACAAAUCCUACAGACCCGCUUACUGCAUCAGGAAAAAGGUGCUAGAGAAGAAAACACUAAGAGUCAUCAACAGCCUUCUAAAAGCCUCCCAUCCCACUCAGAAGAUAAUGUUGAAAACUCUCAAACCAGAGGAGAUUCCAAAACGUGUGCAGGUGGCCUGGCCGCUAUCUCAACAGGAAAUGGACGAUAUCCUUGGAGAGAUCACUUGGCUGCAGUGGUAGGUGACCAUUCUAGUAGGUCACAGCCUAGGGAAACCAGUGGGACAACUGGGUCAGACUGCCAAAACCUGACUGAUAAAAUGCUCUCUGACUCAGAAAGCCAAGCCUUUGCUUUAAUGCCAGCAUUGCGUAAGCUGCAGCUUGCUGAAGAGGCUCAGACAGGGGGAGCAGGUCUGCAGUCAGAACCCAGGAAGGCAGGGAGUCAGGAAACAAAAGCAGCAGAGAUGAGCAAGGUUGAAGAUAAAGAACAAAUGUUGACACGGGAUCAAACUUUACUUCCUAGAGGAAAUAAUAAAAAUAAAACCAACAUGGAUGACCUAGAAACAAAAGACAGAUACUCAGGUAAACACAGAUUGGCAGCCAUAUCUAAAGCAAGUAAAAAAAUCCCAGCUAAGGAUUUAAGUCCCAGAAAACAUGUAGCUACAAUCUUCUCCCAAAGUGAUAGCAAAUCUGGCUUUAGAAGGCUCUCUCUAUAUAGACCAGAGGACAACCCACUAUCCCCUGAACCUAUUGUAAAAGCCACGGAGUCCACAGAUGAAAGCAGCCGGAUGAAUGUGGACAAACCUGAGACCCUUCUCCAGGAGACCACAGUAUCCAGCCCUGGACCUCCUGGUCAGUUCUGCCAUCAAAAAUCUGCUAGCAUUUUGCAACCACAUCUGAAUGAGUCGCACAGUGUCUUAGAAACACCACCCAAGAGUGAGGAUUCCAGAACUCAGAUUUCAGGAGAGUUGGGAGCCCCAGCUCAGCUUACAUUAACCAGCCCCUUAGAAAAAAGCUCUGGCCAUCAGCAGAGGUUAAGUUCUCCUUUCCCCCUAGAACCUACACAGAAAUCUACAAUAAACUCCCAUUGUCAGCUGCGGCACAGGAGUGCCCCAUCUCCAGAGUCGGACCAUGAGCCACAACUCUAUAGGUCGAAGAGUUUAAGAAACUUCACUGUGCAAAGCGACUUGGUGUGUACAAGUCAUCCUCCCAAAGCCAGGGGGCGCCACUUCUCUGAAAACACUUCCAUUGACAAUGAUCUGAGUCAACUCUCCCUCGAAGAUGGCUCUUUCCCCAACAGUGGGUACAAUCGAAGGUUCAAAUCUUUUUCCGAGCUUCCUGCCUCUUACGAAAGUGAAAGUUGGACUUCAUAUAACAAUAGGACACGAGGUCCCAAGUCCACCUCAUCCAUUUCCAGGCCUAUUGACUAUGGAAUUUUUGGGAAAGAGCAGCAGUUGGCUUUCUUGGAGAACGUCAAACGCUCACUCACACAGGGAAGAUUGUGGAAGCCAAGUUUCCUCAGGACCCCUGGCUUCCUCAAGGAUGAUGUUCUUAACGCUUCCAGCCUGUCACAGUCAGAGCUGGAAAAUUCUCCGGUGGGCCAGGCACCAGAAGAUGGCUUAUUUCCAAGUGAGCCACUUAAUAUCUACAAGGACGACCCAGUGGACCCACUGGACUCAGACUGGGACACAGACACAACCACAGAUGACGAGUACUACCUGGAUGAAAAGGAUAAAGAGUCAGAACUAUGAGACUUUUGUGAGAAACUGCAUAAUAUAAUGCUGUCAUGUUUUGCUUUUUACCAAAAACUUACUGUGGAAAUUAGUCCAAUAAUUAUAGACAGAUAAAAAAGAGCUGGUUUGGGAGUGUUCAAAUCCUUUCUAUUCCAUUUUUUUUCCUUUAUGAAUUCACUGGUUUUGAAUGGUUUUGUGUGUUUGUUUUCCCUACUAUGUUUUUCCUGGUGAAUUUUGCCCUCCUUGUCUCUCCCCCCUAGCCUCAUCUCCUAAGCCACUUUACAAUGUUAGCACUAUCUUCCUCAUUGGUAACUUCUCUUACCAAUAGUUUGGGGACAUGUCCAACCUUGUGACUUGUUAACUACCCAGUACAGCUACAAAACUGAAUUGCCUCUCUCUGUCCACAGCCUGAAUUCCAGAUAUUAAAUAUAACAUAAGGAAAGCAAUCAUGGGGUAAAAUGCUGUCAUUGUGUGUGCAUAUGCUUUUCAGUGUCUACAGAGGCCAGAAGAGGGCACUGGAGCCCAUGGAAUGGGAGGAAUAGAUGGUUGUUAGGGGUCACAUGGGUGCUGGGAGGCAAAGCUGGGUCCUUCUUCUGCAGGAGCUGCAAGUGCACUUAGCCACUGAGCUCUCUCCAGCCACAGAUAAACAAGCAUCCUUAUUAUGCCCUGUUGUGUAGGCAGCCUUGGACGUCUGUAGUUGGUUCUUGACACACAUUUAGAGAACAUGUUAGGUUAUAAAUGAAAGAUUAGUCCCACUAAUGCCUUCAGGGAUUUCUCUAAGAGAGUUUGUGGUGAUUGGCUGAAUUUUUGAGAGCUAAGUUUUCACACUUAGUGCUUGGGUGAAACCCAAAUGAUUCAGGCAGUGUGUCUUGGCCACAGAGACAUAGCUGACAGAUGGAGACAAGCAGACAGCUCUUUUUUGGGCCAGCAUUAUUGCUACUUUCUCCAUAACUGAUUUUUCCCAUCUCUCCAGACCUGUGCAUUUCCCAUUUCCUUAUUUAUAGCCCAGUCUUGAGUUUUAAACUCUUCUCACAUAAUUUCCUUAUUUAUAGCCCAAGCUCUGUAGUUUGAGGAAUUUUUACAUAAUGUCAAGUAUAUACAUAUAUAGAAUAGAUAUACAAAUCAAACCUUCACUGAUAACUCAAAUUUAUUUUAAAACAGUUUUCUGGCUUACACAAAUUUACCAUUUGUUUAAGGUAAAAAACAAGCAUACACCAAUGAGGUAGUUAUAUCUGUUUGUCUAAUACAACACAGUCUAAGGAUAUACUAAGGUUACCCAUAUGCUGGGAAAUAAAGUGGACUUUUUAAAGUCUUCGUUAUCUGUAAUUGCAUUUCUAUAUGAGCAGAAAUCUUUGCAUGCACAGUAAAAAAUAGUGCAGUUCGUAACAAUAUCAGAUCUCUCCCUUCCCCUCCUCUUCCUCCCUUCCUGCAUUCUUUCCUCCUCCUCUUCCUCCUCUCAGUACAGGAUAUAUGCUGUGUGUUUGGAGUCAAGGCUGCUGUGAGGUCAUACCUUGCACUAUGGGUAAGCACAGCCAGGAUUCAUUAUGUGUUUAAUCUAGGGUUAUUUUUGUUUGGUACACAUUUAGAGACCUUUUAUUGUUGCUUUUUUGUUUUCAACCCUACACUCAAUUCUGUGAAGACCCAUGGUUUACGAUGCUUUGGACUAAGAUGCUUUUGGUGAGGCAUUCAGAGGGAACUUUGGAUGAAUCCUUAAAAUUCGAGGUCAGAUGUGAUGUCUGGGAACCACUUGCCUUUCCUGCUGAACCUUUUGUCAAACCCUCAGGCACAUUGAACUCUGAGCUCUUAAUGUAUUGCAAAUCACUAUGAUACCCAUUGCUAAUUUGGCUUCCUACCUCCUUAGUUGCUACAUAGAGUAUCUGGGGCUUUCUUGCCUUGUAAUUCAAGGCAAAAGUCCACGGAUGAGGGUGGUCUAGACCUGCAAGCAGCAUGGGAUCCUGGAUCUCAAUGCAGGACUGGAUUUUGUCUUGUUUUAUAGGUGUUUCUGACAUAGUUUUAUUUUCUACUGUUCAUCCAAAGAAACUGAAGCUAAGGGUAGGUAUUGGCAAAGUGUACAGAGAUCUGGCAGGGACACAUUUACAAGGAACAUCAAUACAUUAUUAUUGCCCUCAUAAUUGGUGUCUGGUCCUGGCUAGUUUACAUCAGUCCCAUAAAACUAGUGAAGGUGAGGUCACUAACAGGAAAACCUCUCCUUAAACCUGUCUACUCAAAUUUUGAGCUCUGGUUAAAGCUCAAAAAGAUGCCUAAUAGAAUUUUAAACCAGCUCUUCUGAAUGGAUCCAAACUUGAAUAGCAAAGAGUAAAAAAAAAAAAAAUCAAUUUCUCGUUUAAUGGUGUGUGUUUGUACAUAUGCCUUCCCUCUUUUGCUAUUUGAUUAUCUAAGUAAAACUCUCAUAUAGUAUGACUUUUUGUGUGUAAUUUUAAUAUAUUCGGAAAUAUUUUAACACUAAGAUCUUUAUUGUUUCUUAAGGGAUCACCAUGAGAUACUAUUUCAAUAAAUAUUUUGAAUCUACAAGAGUCUAGAAAAGGUGACAGGAAGUUAGCUUGCUUUUCAACAAGGAGAGGAUGUGAAGAAGAGAAGUCAGAGUAAAAAAGGACAAAUACUUUGGGGACUCAGGCUCUCUGUGUUGGAAUCUUCUAUCCAUAUGAAGGCUGCCCUUCAGUCAUUGCUUGUCUGCACUAUGUAUAAGGACUACCUGCUUAUCAGGCUGAGGGAUCCGGAAAACAGUAAUUUCACAAAAAUAGAAUCACAUCUCUACUGUUUAUAGUUUUAUGAAGUGCUUCGUUGAAGAAGUAUAGAGACUUUCAAGAGUUUCUUUGUGUUGUAUGUAAUAUGUAAACUGCUGGGUUUUGAUGUGCAUUUUGGGCAUAGCUGUGGUAACUUCAAUGAUAGUCAUUUUAUAUUGUUGUUUUUCUAAAAUACAUAACUAUUAAACUUUCUUGUAAAUGGAGUAAAACACUAACUAAUCAAGAUUAAUAAGUGCCUAGGAAAUUAUUAGCUUGCUUAAAUAUUAGGAUAACAACACAAUUAUAUAAAAUUUGACUUUGUUUAAAAUGGAGUUUAAUAAGAUUAUUUUACUCUGUAGAUAGUCACUUCUGAAUGGUUUACUCUUACAUCAUUAAUACAUUGAUCUUAACAAACCUCCAAUUGCUAUUAACAUGAAUUGGUUAAGGAUAAGCUCAAAAGAGAAAACUAUUUUGUAUAGGAAAUAAAGAUGAGUCACAAGGGUGCUAAAAGAAGCCUACAGAGGUUGUGGAGAAGAUGAGAUUCAAAUGGAAAUUCACAUCUCUGUAAAAACAAGUUCCCAUGCUGAAUGCUGGUAGGUUCAAACAGGCCUCGUCGCAUGGAGUUUACUGUAGAGCUGUAGAAUAUCCUAUCUAAAUGUACAGUAUAAAUAUGUAAAUAUUUUACUUUGGAAGUUUGUAUUCCCCCUUAAAGGCUCUUUGUGGCUGACAAUUCUCUUCUGAACCAGGAAGCCAUAAUAAGCACUCUGUCAGACCUGUCAAAUAACCCUGUCAUGUUUCUCCUCCGAAGCUGUUCCCAAAGUGUGGAAUAGAAUAGACAAUGAAAUUUUAAAGUAACACUUUUGUGGAAAUAAAGAACUUAAACAGA
Mastomys coucha (southern multimammate mouse) is the source of this 9695-nucleotide messenger RNA. RefSeq names its product exophilin 5 (gene Exph5). The record is from RefSeq and is a predicted model, not a curated record. Gene Ontology annotation, molecular function: small GTPase binding. Lineage: Eukaryota; Metazoa; Chordata; Mammalia; Rodentia; Muridae. Bases 204 to 6083 code for a protein of 1959 amino acids. Gene Ontology annotation, biological process: positive regulation of exocytosis; positive regulation of protein secretion; intracellular protein transport. The transcript has 6 exons. Gene Ontology annotation, cellular component: endosome.